AAAUAUCGCCCUCCAAAGUCCGAACCAAACGAGGCAUAAGAAUCACUACAAUCCCCAGAAAGAAAAAAAAGCAGCUGCCGCUACCAUUUCGUCGUUUGCAAUUCACUGAAGGAAUCGCCAUUUCCAAAGUUCUCUUUCUCUCUUCGAUCCUCAGCUAUGGCCGCCACAACGACAGCGCAGCAGAAUCCCGGAAACCAUAUGAAAACCCUAGAUGAGCCGUCAGAUCCCAAGCCAGUGGCUGAAAGCGUUUCCCCUCCCGAUUCCGCACCUGACUCGCCGAAAUCACCGCCAUCUGAUGGUGCCAAAGAGGAAAUCAAGGCGGCGGGAGGAGAUGACAGCUGUCAGGGUAAUGAUAUUCAGAAGAAGAUGAAGCGAGCUGAGCGGUUUGGAAUGCCUGUUCAGCUAUCCGAAGAAGAGAAGCGAAAUUCCCGAGCUGAGAGGUUUGGCACUGGGUCCCCAGUUCAAGGGUCAGAUGCUUUAAAGAAAUCUGAGGAGCAUAAGAGGCAGGCUAGGGCAGAGAGGUUUGGGAUUGUGAAAUCCGACACAACUGAUGAGGAGGCUAAGAAGAAGAAGGCUAGGUUGACAAGGUUUGCGCCACCAGGGAAGACUGAUCCAGUGGAGGAAGAUAAAAGGAAAGCUAGGGCUCUCAGGUUUUCACAACCCCAGCCUGGUUCACAGCCACAAGUAAAUGGCAAAGGAAAUAUUGAGCAGGAAUCUGUUGCUGUGGACAAGGCUGGAGGAGAACCUGAAUGAUCCCUCACUUCGUUAACGAGUUGGUGGUCUUGGAUUCUAAAGUUUUUGUCCUUUCUGUAGCUUAUAUAAAUUUUGGCUUUCGAAUUACUGCAAAAAAGCUUUUCUAGUCUCCUAAAAUAGCAUACUAUGUCUUUCUGGAGAGCACAAGGAUAAUUGAUAACCACCUCCUUGGCGUCAAACUACCGGAAAUGACCCUUAAUCAAUAUUAAAAAUGAUGAAACUACAACCAAAGUAUCCUUCUUGAAGGGUUUGAUUUGACGACUUUAUCAUCAAUCACUCAGUUAUUAAUCUGCUACUAAUGUCACGUUUAUAUUGUAAUGCGUUACCCUUUUGACAUAGAAAAACAUAGAUUCCUGUUGCAUGUCAAGGAUCAACCAGUGAUAGAUUUUUAGUUUCAACUUAUCCAAGUGGUUCAGAGUAGAUUAGAGAUUGCUUGAUGUUAAAACUUAAAUGUUCCCCAAGGUUAGCGGCUUUCAUUGAACAUGCAUUAUUUGUAGGAGGUCCACUUCUUGGGUAUUUGGCUAUUUAAUUCAACCUUAUUGACCCUUCAUUACUCUAAUAGCUGAAGUGGGAAGUGUAGUACAUCUUUUGUUUUCUAGCAGAUAAGCAUUUAUCUUGCACUUAAAGAUCCAUGAUAAUUUGUACUUCUCUUUGAUGCAUCAUAUGUUUUUGGUUUGGCCAUGUUAUUUUUAAUUUUCUUGUUGGGUUCUCUAUAGUUAGAAAGGUAAGACUAGUUAUAUGUGUUGCAAUAUAUAUUUGCUACUAGUGCAUUUCAUGAUCGUGAAUCUUGUAUGCACACUGCUGGAGUUAAAUGAUGGUCAGGUCGUCAAAUCCACAUUCCUUCAAACUGGUCCUUUUUUGGGUUCGCUGUUUUGCUUAUGAAAGGUUCAAUGGUUCAAGAGCUUUCCAAGUUUUCUUAAAAUUUUGAUUUGGGUCGUUUCAGAUAGAUUGACACUAAGGAGGUGUUGUUCAGCUACAUAGUAUCUCCAGAUAAAUCUUGUAGGCUGCAGUCGGUGGCCAUGUAGAAGUAGGUUUAAAAUGUAUUAUGAAGACAUCUAGUUAUGUGUUUGUUCUUGUUAUUGUUAUGGUAAUUGUAAACAACAAUGUUAAUUUAGUUGUGUUUAGUCAUUUGAGCUUUUACUAAAAUCAACCGUCAAUAAUUUUAUGC
Molecule: messenger RNA, 1921 nt
Organism: Solanum dulcamara
Lineage: Eukaryota; Viridiplantae; Streptophyta; Magnoliopsida; Solanales; Solanaceae
Product: protein MODIFIER OF SNC1 11
Exons: 6
Coding region: 157-753 (198 amino acids)
Biological process (GO): poly(A)+ mRNA export from nucleus
Cellular component (GO): nucleus
Source: RefSeq, a predicted model, not a curated record